This is a messenger RNA of Magnolia sinica, 2068 nucleotides long. RefSeq names its product PI-PLC X domain-containing protein At5g67130-like. NCBI's taxonomy places the organism in Eukaryota, Viridiplantae, Streptophyta, Magnoliopsida, Magnoliales, Magnoliaceae. Gene Ontology annotation, biological process: lipid metabolic process. Bases 249 to 1502 code for a protein of 417 amino acids. The record is from RefSeq and is a predicted model, not a curated record. The transcript has 10 exons. Gene Ontology annotation, molecular function: phosphoric diester hydrolase activity.
AUUUUGGCGAGCUUCACCCAGUUGGCAGUCCCGGAGGGCCCACAUCCCAAGAGCACUCAAAAGAAAAGAGGAACAAAAUAAAAAUUUUAAAAUAAAAAUUUAUAAAGAGAAAAAGUAAAAGAAAAAAAGCAAAGUUGCUAAAACAAAAAGCAAGUGGCGCCAAACGACCGCAUUUUACUCCCUCUCAGACCCUGACAUGACAUAUUCGCACCCUCUCUUCAUGCAUUGUUGAAAAAACGAGACAGGAAAUGCAGCAUAGUAUGCGUGUGAAUGUGAAUGGAAACAGGGAUUUUCUCAUCCUCUUCUUCUUCACUUGCAAUGUCUGUUACAUCACCAACUGUCAGGUUCUUGACCGCUGCGCGGGUGCUGGCGACUGUGCAUCGGGUCUGUUCUGCGGCAACUGCCCUGCGACGGGGAUUACUCAGCCUACCUGCAUCAGAGGCCAGGCCUUCCUGCCCACUUCACUUGUUAAGGGGUUGCCCUUUAACAAGUACACAUGGGUGGUGACUCAUAAUUCGUUUUCGAUUGUGGAUGCACCCCCACUUGCUGGAGUCCCCAGAGUUACUUUCUACAAUCAAGAAGAUUCGAUUACCAAUCAGUUGAGGAAUGGUGUGAGAGGAUUGAUGCUGGAUAUGUAUGACUUCAACGAAGACAUUUGGCUCUGCCAUUCGAUGCAGGGGCAGUGUUACAACUUUACUGCUUUUGAACCUGCGAUCAACGCAUUGAAGGAAGUGGAGGCAUUCUUGACUGAAAACCCAUCAGAGAUAGUGACCAUUAUCAUAGAGGAUUAUGUCCAUGCUCCGAAAGGGUUGACGAAGCUGUUCACUGAUGCAGGCUUACUCAAGUUUUGGUUUCCCGUCUCCAAAAUGCCUGAAAAUAAUGGAGAUUGGCCUACCGUGACUGACAUGGUUGCUCUGAAUUACCGUCUACUUGUUUUCACCUCCAUUGCUUCCAAGGAAGCUGAUGAAGGCAUUGCUUACCAGUGGCGGUACAUGGUAGAAAAUGAGCCUGGAGACGGUGGGAUUAUACCAGGCUCGUGUUCAAACCGAAAGGAAUCACAGCCACUCAAGUCGAGAAAUGUGGCUCUGUUUCUGGAGAACUACUUCCCCACUAUGCCUACCCAAACCGAAGAAGCUUGCAAGGAGCACUCAGUUGGUCUUGCCGAGAUGGUUGAUGCAUGUUAUAAAGAAGCUGGAAAUAAAAUGCCCAACUUUCUGGCCGUGAAUUUUUACAUGAGAAGCGACGGAGGGGGUGUUUUUGAUGCCGUUGACAAAAUGAAUGGCCAAACAUUGUGUGGAUGUAGUACCGUCACUGCCUGCCAGGCAGGGACACCAGCAGGAAUUUGCAAGAGCAAUGAUGUGGUUAAUAAGACCCCGGCAGAUACUGGGGGCAGCUUUGCUGGAUCUUUUCAGUUUGUGGCAUCUGCUUCAACUUUGCAUUUCUGCAAUCUCUUGGCCAUCAACUUGUUUCAUAUUUCUCUUGUGGUGACACUAUUAAUAUGAGUCAGCCACUUACAGCAGUGGAUAGAUGGCUAAUGAUCUUUCCUCUAUAAUCGCUUCUAUUAUGUCAUUGUGUACACUGCAUUUCAGAGUUGAAAACAAGUUGGUUGCAUAUUCUGCCAUGGCUAGUGGAAGAGUAGAACAUGCUGGCUGCACUUUCAGAAUAUAAUUGAAGGGGUCAAUAUCCUUUUACUUUCUCAGACUGAGGCCAAGAUUUGAGGUGUGCAUCACCUGGGAAAGUGGGGUAGAUAGGCUUCAAAAGUGAUUUCAAAAUGCUGACAAACUCCAACUGUAGUUUAGGCAAGAAAAAAAAUCUCUUAUUUCCAACCAAGGGCAGAAGCCCAAGAAUUACAAAGAACGAAGAGGCCAAAGCCUCAAUGUAUUGUAUUGGAGCGGUUGAGAUACCUGUAUGAGAUCAUAGGAAGUAGGCUGCAUGCUAAGAUGACGAGGCCCUCUUAUUAGUGGCAGUGAAGAUGCCUUUGUAUCAUCAGUUACUCAUUUUAUGGUCAUUUCAGAUUUGCUGCAAACUUCACGGUAUAAUUUUCCAAUUAUUUUCUUCUUUUGUGCCA